AUGCAGUGUGCCCUGCAGAGGGUCCGCCUCCUCGAGGUGUCGCGGAACGCCCUGCUUGAAGUGCGGCGCCUCGAUGAACAGAACCAUGGCCUGCAGGCACAGCUGUCUCAGGCGAACCAGGACUUAUUGGCACUAAGCACGGAACAGGCAAGCCUCCUGCACGACAACCUUGUCCUGCUGGACGCUUUGAAGGAAAACAACAUGUACAGGGAUGCCUUGCUCCACUGCAGGGAACGGAUGGUCUCACUGGUUGAGCAAGCCUCCGUCGAGAAGGAGCAGUUCGUCGCACAACAUAACAAAACCGCUACGUUAUGCCAACGAAAAUUACACGACUAUCGUCUAGUGCAACAGCAUCUUAAGGAGCUUCUCGUGAAACAACGCAAGGAGCUUACAAGCCAGAGAGAUAGAGCGUUGCAGGACCUUAAUGUAAUGACACGCGACUACCACCAAAUACAGGAGGAAAAUGAGCAGAUUAAGGAAAUAGUAGUGGAUUUUGCACGACAGUUACACACGAACAAGAAAGAGACAGAAGAAACUGUCAUGAAAUUAACAUAUGAAAGAGACAAGGCAUUUAGGAAACUCAAGGCAUUAAAUUCAAAAUAUAUUGAGAUUCUGCGCCAAGUGAGACAGCAUCACGAAGCAGAACACAUGAAACAGGCUCUCAUCCAGGUGACGAGUCUGAGACCUCAUUACACGGAAUCCUUAUUGCAAACAGAAAAUGACGAACAAGUCCAAGGUGAAAAAACAAAGACGAAAACUUUACAGGACACUGAUAAAUAUUUGACGAAAGACAAAAAAUUAGACGGAAAAUGUCAUGAACUUCUUUAUCAAAAGGAAAUCGUUCACAAGCAGAUUCCGAUAUUGUUAUACAAUGAGCUGAAUGGAGAAAACUUAAUGCCAAAGCAAGAAUAUACUGCGAAAAGCCUCGAGCAGAAUGCUAUUGGGCUUUUAGAAAACACCUGCCCAAAACAGUGGCGUGAGGAUCCAUUGAUUGAAGAAACACAAGGGACUUCCUGCCCUGCAAAGUUGCGGGAAGACCCACUGAUGGAAGAGGAAGAGUUGACUUCCUGUCCUACGCAGUGGAGAGAAGGCCUCUUGAGACAAGGAGAGGGAACUUCUCACCCUAAGCAGUGGCAGGAGGACCCACUUAUAGGUGAAGAGGACGAGGAAGUGUCUCAGGAGCUCGGAGAGGGCACUUCUCACCCUAAGCAGUGGCAGGAGGACCCACUUAUAAAACAAGAGGAAGAGAAAGUGUCUCGGGAGCUCGGAGAGGGAACUUCUCACCCUAAGCAGUGGCAGGAGGACCCACUUAUAGGAGAAGAGGACGAGGAAGUAUCUCGGGAGCUCGCUUUAACUGAUGAAAUGAACCGAAUUUGCAUGAAACAUGAAGAGAUGUAUUUGUCAGUAGAUGAAGUGCAUGGGCUGAAAGGUCUGGAGUCGAAUGAAGACAACCUAAUACCAAAGCAACCACAGGUGGUGGCGGCAGAAUACAUCAUACAAAACAACGCUGUAUGGAAAGAACAACCGCUGAUACACGACGAAAACAAGGAAACCCAUUGCCAGGAAAGCAGCCCUAACCAGAGGCUGGCAGAUCUUUUGACAGGGGAAAAGUAUCAAGCAUAUUGGAAACUUGUGGUGUAUGAAGUAAAGGACGAAAAAGAGACUCACAAUGUGAGAGAGAUUGAAGUUUGGGUUCCGCAGGGCACGGAACUCGUACUGGAGAGAGAAAACGACGCGGAGGUAGAAGAGGAAAUAGCAACGAAAACUGCACAUAGCAUUGAUAUUUAUUUGAGGAAGACAAAAGAAUUAGAAGAAAAAUAUGACGAAGUGCAAGGAUAUACUGCGAAAAGCCUCGAGCAUAAUGCUAUCGGGCUUUUAGAAGAGGUCUGCCCAAAACAGUGGAGGGAGGAUCCACUGAUUGAAGAGGAAGAGGGGACAUCCUCCCCUACACAGUGGCGGGAAGACCCAUUGAUAGAAGAGGAAGAGGGGGACUUUCCGCCCUACAGAGUGGCGGGAGGACCAAAUGAUAGAAGAGGAAGAGGGUCUUCCUCCCCUACACAGUGGCAGGAAGAAACAUAUGAUAGAAAAGGAGGAGGGUCUCCAUGCCCUACACAGUGGCGGGAGGACCCAUUGAUAGAAGAGGAAGAGGGGACUUCCUGA
Molecule: messenger RNA, 2160 nt
Organism: Scylla paramamosain (green mud crab)
Lineage: Eukaryota; Metazoa; Arthropoda; Malacostraca; Decapoda; Portunidae
Product: golgin subfamily A member 6-like protein 26
Exons: 1
Coding region: 1-2160 (719 amino acids)
Source: RefSeq, a predicted model, not a curated record